AUGUCAAGUGCUAUAUCAAGAGAAAGAGGUAAAGGAAAGCCGUACACUCAAGAUGCGUUGAAUGUUGGCGGUAGUCACCAUGCUGGUGCAUCCACAUUACCGAUGGGCGCUCCUCAGCCCUCAUUUGCUACGCCUACUAUUCCGAAUAUGCCCACACCCCAGCAAGAAUACGAUAUGACAAGUCCCACAAUGUGUUUACCAGUGGGCACAACGAUACAUCCGAUGGGAUACGGUAUGUCGUUUCUGCAGCACGGCGGCCAUUACGUGGCGAGACCAGGCAAUGGUCAGAUUAAUAAACCGCCCCUCUUUUAA
This is a messenger RNA of Cooperia oncophora, 312 nucleotides long. The record is from the annotation of a GenBank genome assembly. NCBI's taxonomy places the organism in Eukaryota, Metazoa, Nematoda, Chromadorea, Rhabditida, Trichostrongylidae.